Messenger RNA from Lathyrus oleraceus (garden pea), 1458 nucleotides. RefSeq names its product malate dehydrogenase. NCBI's taxonomy places the organism in Eukaryota, Viridiplantae, Streptophyta, Magnoliopsida, Fabales, Fabaceae. The transcript is spliced from 7 exons. Gene Ontology annotation, biological process: malate metabolic process. The record is from RefSeq and is a predicted model, not a curated record. Gene Ontology annotation, molecular function: L-malate dehydrogenase (NAD+) activity. Bases 202 to 1200 code for a protein of 332 amino acids.
CUCUAUCUCGAUUUAAUAAUACAGGAACCGAAAGCGGUGUCGUUUCACGCCUUUCAUCAUACUCAACUACAUUGGCUUCUCCGUGAAUAAAUAGUUAUUACUAUAAUAUAGCAAUAGUCAUCUUCACACUUCAUCACUCUAACUCUUUCUUCUUUUCAAACUCCAUCACUGUCCUUCCUUUCUCCGAUCUAGAAAAUUCAAAUGGCCAAAGAUCCAGUUCGUGUUCUUGUCACCGGUGCUGCAGGACAAAUUGGAUAUGCUCUUGUCCCUAUGAUUGCUAGGGGAGUGAUGCUGGGUCCUGACCAGCAUGUAAUCCUCCACAUGCUUGAUAUCGCGCCUGCAGCCGAGGCACUGAAUGGUGUUAAAAUGGAGUUGGUGGAUGCUGCUUUCCCUCUUUUGAAAGGAGUUGUUGCUACAACUGAUGUGGUUGAGGCAUGCACUGGAGUCAAUAUUGCUGUAAUGGUUGGUGGGUUCCCUAGAAAAGAAGGCAUGGAGAGGAAAGAUGUGAUGACAAAAAAUGUUUCUAUCUAUAAGUCUCAGGCUUCUGCUCUUGAAAAACAUGCUGCUGCAAACUGCAAGGUUCUUGUUGUUGCCAACCCAGCAAACACCAAUGCAUUGAUCUUGAAGGAAUAUGCUCCAUCCAUUCCUGAGAAAAACAUUACUUGUUUGACAAGGUUGGACCAUAACAGGGCACUGGGUCAAAUUUCUGAAAGACUGAACGUCGAAGUUUCUGAUGUGAAAAAUGUUAUUAUCUGGGGUAAUCAUUCAUCAUCUCAGUACCCUGAUGUCAACCAUGCAACCGUUAAAGUCUCUUCCGGCGAAAAGCCUGUCCGUGAACUCGUAGCUGAUGAUGCCUGGUUGAAUGCAGAAUUCAUAACUACCGUCCAACAAAGGGGUGCUGCUAUUAUUAAAGCUAGAAAGCUUUCAAGUGCACUAUCUGCCGCCAGCUCUGCUUGUGAUCACAUUAGAGAUUGGGUUCUUGGAACUCCUGAGGGAACCUGGGUAUCAAUGGGAGUUUAUUCCGAUGGAUCUUACAAUGUACCAGCUGGACUGAUCUAUUCAUUCCCUGUCACAACUCGCAAUGGCGAAUGGGAAAUAGUUCAAGGACUCUCAAUUGAUGAGUUUUCAAGGAAAAAACUGGACUUGACAGCAGAAGAGCUUUCUGAGGAGAAGGCUUUGGCUUACUCAUGUCUCUCUUAGAAUGCUUGUUUCCUUGAGUAGUGUCAAUGGAGGUUCCAUUGUUUUUCAAUUCUCAAUUUUGAAUAAUGUAUCUCUAAGACAUUGAGAAACUAUUGAUGGUGGAUGGUUUUGCCUUUUAUGCAAAUCAUCACUUGUAUUGUAACUCUAAUUAAGCUCUUCUAUUAGGAUGCUUGAGCAUAUGCCAUUUGAAUCAUGAUUAAUGAUAUCAUUUGAAUGUUGUUGUAAUCGGAAUAUAUACAAAGUCUCUUUGGCGUGGCA